GCUGCAAAACUGCGAGAGAAGCGGUGAUUGAAGGGGAUAGCAGAGCGGCGGUGGCGACGACGGCCAUCUUAGAGCUACCGUGGUAACCGACAUUCAUCUUCUGGAUUUUAUUUUUCUUGUUAGAGAAAUACUCCGCCUGACUGACGAGGGAAGAAGAAGACUGUUUUUUUUUAUUGCACCGCCGUUGAACUCGAAGUCGGGAUGCGGUUCCGAGGGAAUACACAAUUUGCAUCCGCUGUCGGACUGGUCCUCGGACUAUUAUGUGCGGUGGAGGCAGCUAAAGUCAAUAAACACAAACCAUGGAUUGAGACGACAUACCAUGGAAUCGUGACGGAAAAUGAUGACAAAGUACUUCUGGACCCCCCUCUAAUUGCGCUGGACAAGGAUGCUCCUCUACGCUAUGCAGAGAGUUUUGAGGUGACCCUCACUGAAGAAGGUGAGAUUUGCGGCUUCAGGAUCCACGGGCAGAAUGUCCCCUUUGAGGCAGUGGUCCUGGACAAGUCCACUGGCGAGGGGGUCAUGCGUGCCAAGGACAAAUUGGACUGCGAGCUGCAGAAGGAGCACACCUUCACCAUACAAGCCUACGAUUGUGGAGAGGGUCCUGACGGCGCCAACAUGAAGAAAUCCCACAAGGCCACUGUGCACAUCCAGGUAAACGACAUCAAUGAGUAUUCACCAGUGUUCAAGGAGAAGUCCUACAAAGCCACCGUUAUCGAGGGAAAGAAGUAUGAUAGCAUCUUGAAGGUGGAGGCGGUGGACGCUGACUGCUCUUUCCAGUUUAGCCAAAUCUGCAACUACGAGAUUGUCACCCCUGAUGUGCCCUUUACCAUUGACAAAGAUGGCUUCAUCAAGAACACGGAGAAACUUAGCUACGGCAAGGAGCGCAUGUAUAAGCUGACUGUGACUGCCUACGACUGUGGGAAGAACCGUGCCUCUGAGGACGUUCUGGUCAAGAUCAGCGUCAAGCCCACGUGCAAACCAAGCUGGCAAGGCUUCAGUAAGAGGAUUGAGUACGAGCCUGGCACAGGUAGCCUGGCCCUUUUCCCCAGCAUGCAUUUGGAGACCUGUGAUGAGCCAAUCACAUCCAUCCAAGCCAGUGUUGAACUGGAAACCAACCAUAUUGGAAAGGGCUGUGACCGUGACACCUACUCUGAGAAAUCACUGCACAAGCUGUGCGGUGCCAGCUCCGGCACUGUCGAGCUCCUACCUGCACCCAGCAGCUCUGCCAACUGGACAGUAGGCCUACCUACUGACAACGGGCACGACAGCGACCAGGUGUUUGAGUUCAAUGGCACCCAGGCCAUCAAGGUUCCCGAUGGCCUGGUGAGCACCAACCUGAAGGAGCCCUUCACUAUCUCUGUGUGGAUGAGACAUGGCCCCGGGGCCCAUGAGAAGGAGACCAUCCUGUGCAACUCUGACAAGACAGAGAUGAACAGACACCAUUACUCGCUCUACGUCCACAACUGCAGGCUGAUCCUUCUCCUCCGCCAGGAUCCAUCAGAGGCCGAGAACUACAAACCGGCCGAGUUUCACUGGAAACUCGACCAGGUGUGUGACAAAGAGUGGCAUCACUAUGUGCUGAAUGUGGAGUUCCCCACUGUGUCUCUGUUUGUGGAUGGAAAUACCUUUGAACCCUUCCUGGUAACGGAGGACUACCCAUUGCAUCCCUCCAAGAUCGAAACUCAGCUUACCAUCGGUGCCUGCUGGCAAGACAACUCAGGACAUGACAAUGACACUGAGUCAGUCUCUGAGCCCACCUCAGGCGGAGCCGCUCGCAUGACUCAGUUUUUCCGGGGGAACCUAGCAGGACUGAUGAUCCGCUCUGGCAAGCUAGAAAACAAGAAGGUGAUUGACUGCUUGUACACCUGCAAGGAAGGACUGGAUGUGCAGCUGCCUGAGGAGGUAGCCUCAGCUGUCAAGGUGGAGUUCAACCCCAACCAAUCGUCACUGACUGUGGAGGGAGACGACAUUGAUGCCUUUGACAAGGUCAUGCAGCACAUUUCAUAUUUGAACUCCCGCCAGUUCCCGACCCCUGGCAUCAGGCACCUUCGCAUCUCCACCACAGUCAAAUGUUUCAACGAAGAGUCCUGCGUUUCGGUGCCAGAUGCUGAAGGUUACGUUAUGGUGCUGCAGCCUGAAGAGCCCAAGAUCAGCCUGAGCGGCAUUGACCACUUUGCUCGCAGCGCAGCCGAAUUCGAGAGCCAGGAAGGUGUGACGCUGUUCCCUGAGCUACGCAUCGUGAGCACCAUCACCCGUGAAGUGGAGGCCGACACUGAGUCCGAAGCGGCAGAAGGAGCUGACGAUGACCCCACGGUCCAAGAGACAGUGGUGUCUGAGGAGAUCAUGCACAACCUGGACACAUGUGAAGUGACUGUGGUGGGAGAUGAGCUGGACGGGGAGCAUGAGAGCCUGGAGGUGGACAUGUCCCAGCUGCAGCAGCAUGGCCUGGAGAUGAGUUCUUCUAACCUGGGCCUCGCCAUCAACGGCGUGAACACCAUGGCCAACUAUGAGCAGGUGCUGCAUCUUAUCCGUUACAAGAACUGGCACACAGAGGCUCUCUUUGACAGGAAAUUCAAGCUGGUCUGCUCUGAACUCAAUGGUCGCUACAUUAGCAAUGACUUCAAGGUCGAGGUGAAUGUAAUCCACACGGCCAAUCCUGUGGAGCAUGCCAACAAUGCCAUGGCGCAAGCCAACUUCAUUAACCCUGUGCACCACGCCUCUGUAGAUCUGUCUGGUCACAACCUGGUCAACGCUCACCAGGCCUCAGUGGUUCCCAGCGCCGCCACCAUUGUCAUUGUGGUGUGUGUGAGCUUCCUGGUGUUUAUGAUCAUCCUGGGUGUGUUCCGCAUCCGGGCUGCACACCAGCGCACCAUGAGAGACCAGGAGAGUGGCAAGGAGAACGAGAUGGACUGGGAUGACUCGGCCCUCACCAUCACUGUCAACCCCAUGGAGACGUACGAGGAUCAGCACAGCAGUGAGGAGGAGGAGGAAGAGGAGGAGGAGAGCGAGGAUGGAGAGGAGGAAGAUGACAUCACGAGCGCUGAGUCAGAGAGCAGCGAAGACGAAGAGGGCGGGGAGCCGGAGGACCAGCAGGGGGCCAGCAGACAGCAGCAGCUGGAGUGGGACGACUCCACACUCACCUACUAGAGCAACACACAAAACCCUCAACACAAGCUCUCUCUCUCUCUCACACACACACACACAAACACACACACACCCCCCACCAAAUCACACUCACUCACAUCCUCAAAUCUACUCCUCCACACACACACACACACACACUCCCAUCCCCAACAGUUUCAUGUCCAAGGAGCCAUGAUGUAAAAAAAGCAAAAAUCAAAAACAGACAAAAAAAAACAAAAGAGAAAAAUUCCUUUCAGCGUAUAUAUGGUCAAGGUUUUCCUGUUGUUAUCUUAGUGGUGGUACUCAGUGUAGUGUAGUCAUCACCGGAUUGCUGAUUUUUACUGUUUAUUUUUUUAUUUAUUAUAUUUUAAUUCCCAGGAAAACUUGGCCUACAUUUUGUUUUGAACUGUGUGAGGAAGCCACCCCUGCACUUUGUUUUCUCUCAGACGUAAGGCUUUCAAAUUGAAAUAUUUUUUUUCCCUAAUGUAUAUUCUUUGCGUAAUGCUUUUAGAUUUGUUUGCCGCUAAACUCUCACGUAUAGCUUUGACUUGAGUUUUCUUGACUUGUAGUCCACAGUGAAAUGAAAAUAUGCUUUUAGCAAGUAGACCGCAUUUUCUUUUCCUUCUUUUAGUGCAUGAGGAAAUUCAACAAGUCAUAUGUGUAGAGAAAUACAUUGCUUUUUAAAGAUUUUGUAAAUAUAAAGAAACCAUGUAAUUAGUCUAUGUGUUAGUGAAGGCCUACUCACCAGGGUCCAAUAUCUAAAAUGACGCAGUAUGUAAUGUAGAAUAUUUGUGUCACAGAGGCUCUAGCAUGUCGCUCAAUUUUCUGCAAAAGCUGUUCCAUCAUGCUUGUACAAAAAUGUCUGCUCCUUGAUGAGAAACCCAGGACUGUUAAGCAGAGGUUUCCACGACAAAGUGGUGUCCAUAUUGUCUGUUUUUUUUUCUUUUCUUGCAAAGAGAAAAAUAAUUUCUGUUGCUUCUCUCAUAGGCAGGACUGAUCGAUGGUUGCAGCUUCAUACGUGCUUUGCUUUGCUUGCACAGGUGGCAACGCUCUACUCCAGGCGUCUGUGUAUUUCAUUCCCAAUAGAUCUCACUGUUGUACAGAAGGGAUUUUCUUUUUUUUGUUCAGGGUUAAUCAUACUCAGAGAAACGCUGAUGUACAAAUCGACAUUUCAUGCCUAACGGUACGAACACCAGGCUUGCAGGUACUGAAGUGCUGUUGAUCCGGAAAUAUGGGUACUAACAUUUCUGCCAGUGUGUUUGGACAAGUAGAGCGAUCUCCUCAGCGGCUUUAAAAGCCUUGCGUCUGUAUCCCAGUUCUUACUGUGCUGACAGAAGUAGAAAGGGGGGAAAAAAACCCACAGACUACUGAAAAAGCCGAUUUGUGGCAGACAGUUAGUGGAGCCUGGUUGAAUAGCACAGUUGCUGGCAUUGUUUUGGGGGGGAGAGAAAUUAAAUGAAAGUACUUUACGGGAUUGCUUUGAUGCAAAUUUAUUUAGUGUCGUGGCUGUUUAACCUGAAACAACAAAACAUAGAUGCAUUUUUAAACUGGUUUCCAAUUGCAAAAUAAGCGCCGUCUUUAUCGUAUGUCAUGGAAUUGUCACUGAGGGUGUGACUCCAUAAUUAACCAUAAGAAAACGCUUUAAAAAUGAAUCUUCUUCCUGUUUGAAUCUUAAAAUGAAAUAUUGCAGUAGACCACUAGAUUUUAUUGUACAAUGAACUGUACUGUAGAGUUGUUUGAAGAAGUUUGUUUACAUUUGGUAAACUUAUUUUUCUCCUGGUAGUAGUAUAAAUCUUAUACAGUUGAUUGGGAAAAUGUGUCCAACCUGUAUUUCCUCUCGGAUGCUGUUGUCCAUCACCGUUGUAUAUAUCUUUCACAAAACCAGACACAGAUGUACCUUCACAUAGUGUUUGUCUCAUGUUUUUGGGUACCAAGUAAGAUGCUGACGUUUCCCAAAAGCAGAAGUUAAACAGAAGGUUUCAGGAUUAGAAGUGUUGCCGUUGUUUAUCUCAUUCUUUGCACGCAAGUCAGUUUUCCAAAACUGAAUUCUAAAAACACAUUCAGGAGUCCUUUUUGGAGGCAGUUUCCAGGCUACUCUUGACGGUUAGAGUCACACAAUAGUGUCUCUUUGGUUCAGUUAAUUUAUAAUUUUUUAGAGGUUUAUGGUGGAAAUGUGGUGAAGAGUCUCCCCUCCAUUAUGGCUUGGACUUGUGAAAAGGGGGCCAGGUCUGAGCCGGCUGAGAUGGGAGUGCCUUUUUCCGAUCAUAGCGCGAUUUAGCAGGUCUAACAAAAACACUCAUUUGUGCUCUUUUAUUUGUGGCAAUUUUGUUUUUAAUUUGUUUUUGUUUAAUGCUAGAUUUCGUCCACCGCUGAGAGUUACAUUUUGUUGUUAAAAUAGUCCACCGCUAGUUUUAUUAAAAGUGAAGAACACUUUACAUAGAUGUCAUGUGUCCAUGUUGAUGUGUAGAGGAAGUAGAUCCAUAUUGUAUCUUCUAUAGAUAUUGUACUAAAUCAUUGACGGAAUCCACUUUUAAAAAGAUGUACAGGUCAUUAUGAAAUUGCUUUGGCAGCAUACAUGGGUAUACUGUUGACUCACCUGUUUGUGUAUAGUGGAAAGUAAUUUUGAACAGUGUCCUAUUGCCUGAGUUGUUGAGAAAUGAUCUUGAGGGCAGCAUGAAAUUCACAAGAACCAGAGUUACAAGCCUGUUGACUCCGAAAUUCUCAUUUUCAUUAUGUCAAACACUCGAUGUCCACGUUUUGUCUACAGUUCAUAAGCACCACGGGUCACUGAGCCGUGCACACUGACUCUCAAGUCAUGUCUCCACGGUGACUUCACCGUGUCCAGUUUUCUGUCUGGGUUUAAUGCUUUCUGAUCAGCUCCUGAGCAAAGUGUAAGUUGGUCGAAUUGAAUGUCACUGCCUAACAAACUGAAACGCAGCCAUACUGUAGGAACACUAAAGAUGUAAGGGGAGUUUACUUUGCAUGAACCACGUGUUUGUGUACGUUCCAUGUGGGGUUGUGAGACUGGAGUGAGAAAGGAGACGUGAUACACUACUGAAUCUCAGAUUGUCUGUUUUACACGUCCAGAUAUAUUUUUUCUGUUCUUUUCUUCUUUUAAAAAUUAGCUCAAAAUGGAAGGUGACAAUGUUUUCAGAGUGGUUGAAUGCUUCCUUUGUGCUUGUUGGAGCUGCUCUCACUUUUCUACCAAUUGAAAGGCAAAUUGUAGUGAAGUUGAUACUUGCUCGUAAACAAAAUAAAGGAUUAUGAGAUGGGGUAUAA
Molecule: messenger RNA, 6402 nt
Organism: Scatophagus argus
Lineage: Eukaryota; Metazoa; Chordata; Actinopteri; Scatophagidae
Gene: clstn1
Product: calsyntenin 1
Exons: 19
Coding region: 202-3147 (981 amino acids)
Biological process (GO): homophilic cell-cell adhesion; positive regulation of synapse assembly; positive regulation of synaptic transmission
Cellular component (GO): postsynaptic membrane; cell surface
Molecular function (GO): X11-like protein binding; kinesin binding; amyloid-beta binding
Source: RefSeq, a predicted model, not a curated record